GAGGACACAAGUCGCGAAUCUGCGAUCCUGGCCAGUCCUGGCAAUUCAUCAUUCGCGCGAGCUUUGAAUAUCGGUGCGAUUCCGGCCAACAAUAAAAUAAUUGACUUUGGUGUUUAGUUUGUGAUUUCGAAUAAAUUAGACAAGACCGCAUAAAAUGAAGAGGAUUCUAAUUUUGUUUAUGACGCUAGGAUUUGUCUCGCUUGCUAUGAGCAGGCAUCACAGGGACAGUGGUUAUUUAAAUCACGUGCAACUGGUCCACGAAUUUCGAUGCUCUCUUCCUCAACCACGAGCUGUCCCAGUAGAAGAGCUUCUCACAGUGGGACCUAGUCCGGAUGAGCUUUUUUAUCCAGCAUCAACAGUUUUAGCUCGAUGUAGAGGAUCAGGAUGUUGCCCAGAGCCGAAUCAAGUUUGCGCUCCAGCUGAAACCAGGAAUGUCAGCCUUGUUUUUAUGGUGAAACAUGCCGUGGAUCGUCAGCGAGAUCGACACCACGAGGUCAUUCAUGCACUGGAACACACCAGGUGUGCCUGCAUCGACGAGAAACUCGUCAUUUCCGAGUAAAACCUUGUCGAAUUACAAUUAUAAGUGCACAAGGGCAGAUCGAUUCUCGAAAGCAGCUUUCAUCCAAAGUAGAGCGACGUGUCUCUUCCUCUAAUUAAAGAAGUAAACACCUCUCCCAUAAGAAGAUGUGAGAAAUCUCCCUUUCUAGAAUGUGGAUUCAAUUUUCUCCAGAGAAAACUAAUCAAUUCUGUAUUCAUCGAAUAUUUUCCUACCCAAACCACUUAUGAGUUCUGAAACAUUAGAAUCUUUCUACAUUUUUUCUAGAACUUAAGGAAUAUCUUGUAUAUAAUUGCUACUGAAACUCUAUAAUUAUACGUGAAGUUAUUGUCUAGUUUAAAAAUCAGUAUUGAAUGAGAAUACUUUUUUCUCGUACUGUUUUCCUCGAAACUUGUGUUGAGUUUUCUUAGAUAAUAAUUUACAUGUUUGUAAAUUUCCGUAAGCGGUAUUUACGCAAUUAAUUUCCUGUAUAAUCUCAUAUACGGGAAACUGAUGCUAAUUGAUAAGAAAAAAUGCACAAGCAGCUUGAGUCAUUCAGGAAUUAUAGAAAACUAUUUUGGAAUAUAUUCUGUUCCAGAAAAAUAAUCGAUUUUUGCAUUAGAUGUGUUUUUAGAAAAUGUAAUUUUCGUAUAAGAAACUAUAAAAUUCGACACUAAAAUCCAAUUAGUAUUAAACUUUUUAAGAAGCAGAUUCAACAUUCUUAAAUUAUAAGCUACUGUUUCAAAGUCUAAACACCAUAUAGUAGUGUGGCCUGUGAUAUUAUUUAACUCUUUUUUUU
This is a messenger RNA of Belonocnema kinseyi, 1334 nucleotides long. Its product is annotated as placenta growth factor-like. Gene Ontology annotation, molecular function: growth factor activity. The record is from RefSeq and is a predicted model, not a curated record. Gene Ontology annotation, cellular component: membrane. Gene Ontology annotation, biological process: hemocyte migration. The transcript is spliced from 2 exons. Lineage: Eukaryota; Metazoa; Arthropoda; Insecta; Hymenoptera; Cynipidae. Bases 155 to 559 code for a protein of 134 amino acids.